Dermochelys coriacea (leatherback sea turtle) is the source of this 2707-nucleotide messenger RNA. RefSeq names its product TNFAIP3 interacting protein 1 (gene TNIP1). The record is from RefSeq and is a predicted model, not a curated record. Gene Ontology annotation, biological process: regulation of transcription by RNA polymerase II; cellular response to lipopolysaccharide; negative regulation of canonical NF-kappaB signal transduction. NCBI's taxonomy places the organism in Eukaryota, Metazoa, Chordata, Testudines, Dermochelyidae.
GGAUGGCUGGUUGGGAGGUAGAUGAUUAAACUGCAGGCAUGGAAGGGAAAGGACCCUACCGCAUCUACGACCCUGGUGGGGGGGACACGGAAGAGGCGGCCACAGCCUUUGAGCGGCUGAUGGAGGAGAACACCCGGCUGAAGGAGAAGAUGCAGGGGAUAAAGUCUCUAGGAGAACUGCUGGAAGAGUCCCAAAUGGAAGCAUCGAAGCUGCGGCAGAAGGUGGAGGACCUCGUGAAGGACAAUGAGAUGCUGAGGUCGUCUUCCUCUUUUGACAAACUGUCUGAAAUAACAGGAGGUGAACCAGAGCCCCGUCUGUCCCCCGCGGGUCCAGGCAAAGCUGAGAAGGAGCAGGAUACAGAUGCUCAGAAGCCUCUAUCCACUGGAUCCUCGUCAGAGUUCGAAAUUGUAUCUGGUGAGGACAAGAGGUUUUCCCAGGAGAGCAGGAAGUCGGAGGCAGAGCUGCAGAACGAGGACACUAACCUGAUGCUGCACCUGCAGCGGCUGGAGAGCACCCUGAGCGUCUUCGCCGAGGAGCCGGACAAGAACCAGGUCUUGGCUCACCUGGGGCGCAUGGCCCUGGAGUUUAACCGCCUGGCCUCCAAAGUGCACAAGAAUGAGCAGAGGACGUCCGUUCUGCAGACGCUGUGUGAGCAACUGCGUAAUGAGAAUGAGGACCUGCGGGCAAAGCUGGAGAAGGAUUUGGAGCAGAGGAACCAGGCUACAGAGAAGCUUAGGUGUGAGAACCUGGAGUUGAGGAAGAUGGUUACGAUGAGCAACAAGGUGGGCGUGAAAGGGGACGGUGUGGAGAGCGCUGACCAGCAGCAGAGUGGGGCGCUGGCAGAGAAAGCAUCGGGCAAGGGCGUGACAGGGACAAGCGAGAAGAAGGUGAAAAUCCUCGAGCAUCAGCGUAAUGAGCUGCUGGAGGUGAACAAGCAGUGGGAUCAGCACUUCAGGUCUAUGAAGCAGCAGUACGAGCAGAAGAUCACGGAUCUCCGCCAGAAGCUGGCCGACUAGAGGGCGCUGAGUGAGCUGGAGGCAGAGCGGGAGCCGAAGCAGAGGGACUUUGAUCGCAAGCUUCUCCUGGCAAAAUCCAAGAUGGAAGCAGAAGAGGCAGAAAAGGAGAGGCUGGCUGGGGAGGUGAGGGAUCUGAAGCAGAGAAUCAAGUUCCUGCAGGAGCAGCUGGCACCGGUCACCAAGCAAAGGGAGUACCAGGAGAAGGAGAUCCAGAGGCUAAACAAGGCCCUGGAGGAGGCUCUGAAUGUCCAGGCCCCUGCUCCCACCCCUUCUGCACUCAGUAAUGCCACAGAGCCGGGCGGAAAGCAUGAGACCACACGAGCUGCUGACCCAGAACGAGAUCCUGAAGCAGCAGGUGAAGAUCUUCGAGAGGACUUUCCGCGGGACAGGCGGCGCGACAGGGAGAGAAUGAACGAGGAGAAGGAAGAGUUGAAGCAGCAGCUGGAGAAACUUAAGAAGCAGUUAACAGUCUCCAGCAACCAGCUGCGGCUCUUCAAGGACGACUGUCAGAGAGAGAAGGAGGAGAAGGAGAAACUGAAGAAGCUGCUGAAGCAGCACAAGCAGGUUUCUGGAGAGAGGUUGCACCCAGAGCCGGUCCCGGGGCCUCUCGGCCCUGGCUGCCCCAUGUACCAGUUCCAGUAUAGCCCUCCAGUGCCCCACCAUGUCUACCAUGGCUAUGAGGACUGGCAUCAAAUCCGGUACCCACCUUCAGCAAUGCCGGGCGACCAUCCACCAGUGCAAAACUUCCACCACUUCCCUCCUCCAGAAUACACCUGGCGCCCACCUUGUGCUGUGUCAAGGACCCAGAACUCCCAAGCAGUGGAGGGAAUGAAACCACUGUCCAAGGAAGCUGAACCUGCAGGCCUUGGGUUACCAAAAAACCAAAGGCCAGUUUAGCUAUGGGCUAAUGUCAGAAGAAGAGUGGUGUGGGGAGUGCGCGCGCCUGUGUGUAUAUAGAACCUGCCUCCUGCUAGUUAUCCCUGUUCACACACUCUGUAUAUAUAGCAGAGCCUUGAUGGGCUGGAAUGCCUCCCUCGGGAGCUGCUGAAGAGAGAACGCCCCAUGCCCUUAGGAGCUGCUGAGGAGCAAGUAGCGCGGGGGCUUCCCUGGAAUCCCGACUGGGAGCCCUGCCUACAGGGGUUGUGCAAAUGGCCACGCGUGGUUAUCUUGUUACUAGUCACGUCGCUUUGGUUUUAAUUUGAUUCCCAGCCUUUCUUCUCCUUUUUCAGCUAAGAGGGGAGCUUGAAUUCUGCAGCCUGGUUUUGUAUUGUAACGUGUUUGCUGGCUGACCCUAGAGACUAUUCCUGUUGAAUAGUGUAGGUGGGAGAACCGCCCCUCUAGAAUCCCAUGACAAGCAGAGCUCUGUACAGGGAGGCCAGCUGAACAGACGUCUGGGUGGGGGAGAGGUUUUAAUUGUGUGUGUUCUUUUCAUAGUUAAAAAGAAGCCAAGCUGAAGCUAAACUGAAUCCAUUGGUUCAUAUCAUUUACCUGUGAACGCUCUCUAGACUAAAGUGAGCGCUCUGGCUUGAAUGGCUUUUAAAGUGUCCCGAGUCCAGGGGCCAAAUGUAAAUGUCUUUCGACUCUCCAUUGAAACUCUGACGUGUAGAGCUUGUACCAUGUAAGAUACUGCCCAGCCCUCUGUACAUACAUAUACAUACACAUUCGCUGUCUAGGUAAGAUGUGGCAACCCU